AUGGAAGCUACAAAAAAUGCUGAUGAAGUACAAACAAAUGAGCCAAUAAAAGACACUUACAAAAUUGCAUACAUCCUCCAUUUCUUUCUAGGAGCUGGAUAUCUUCUUCCAUGGAACACAUUUAUCACUGCCAUAGAUUACUUCGAGUAUCUUUAUCCAUCAAAACACGUCGAACGAGUCUUCUCAGUUGCAUACAUGACUUCUUCACUAAUCAUCUUGUUGAUGAUGAUUAAGACCCAAAAAGAUAGCAGCAUGAUCAUGAGAAGAAAAACAAGCUUUAAACUCAGGAUGAAUGUUGGUCUUUCUAUGUUUGUGUUUUCUUUAAUGGUAGCUCCGACAAUCGACUGGGCUAAUCGAUCGUCUGUGAAGUCUAAUGGGAGCUUUGUCAUGACUGUGGCAGCUGUGGUUGUCUGUGGUUUAGCAGAUGGGUUGAUCGGAGGAAGCUUGAUAGGUUCUGCAGGAAAUUUACCCAAGGAGUAUAUGCAGGCAGUUUUUGCCGGAACUGCUUCUUCAGGAGUUCUAGUCACAAUGCUGAGGAUCAUAACAAAGGCAUCACUUCCUGAUAAUCCGCAAGGCUUAAAAACAAGCGCGCAUUUCUACUUCAUUGUAAGUGCGGCCAUCUUGUUAAUCUGCACACUCUGCAGCAACCUGCUGUUCACACUUCCUGUAAUGCAAGAACACUACAAUAACCACCAUCAUCUCAGUCCUCCCACUUCAAACCUUAAACUUUGUCACACAGCUAAAAAGAUCCUAUUUCCAUCAUUCGGGAUCCUAUCACUCUAUGUCGUUACACUAUCAAUUUUCCCGGGAUUCAUUUCAGAUGACAAUCAGAAAUCUGAACUACUUAAAGACUGGUACCCAAUUUUGCUCAUAAUGGUCUAUAAUAUUUCUGACUUAGCUGGGAAAUCCUUAACUGCUUUCAUGAUUCCGAGCAACAUAAAUAAAGUAACAUGGGCAUGUUUGUCUAGAGUCAUGUUUUAUCCUGCUUUCAGACUGAUUCUUCAUGGACCAAAGUGGCUUCAGACUGAAGUCAGUACACUGUUAUUGACAUUCAUGCUUGGUAUGAGUAAUGGGUUUCUAACGAGUUCGCUUAUGAUUUUAACUCCGAAAUCAGUGAGUGCGUUGGAGGCAGAGACGGCUGCUGUAGUCAUGGCUGUGGCUCUUGGACUUGGCUUGGUUGGUGGUUCUGUUCUUGGUUGGCUUUGGAUUAUAUGAUAUAUGCCAGAUUUAGUAGUAGUACAUAGCUAUUGUCAGCCAUAGUAGCGUUAGACCUUAAAGUUAUUCCUAUAUUGUACUGAAAUUGAUCAAAUUUUGUUUUGGCUUUCUUAUUAAUUACAUUAUUUUGAAAUUUA
Beta vulgaris subsp. vulgaris (sugar beet) is the source of this 1352-nucleotide messenger RNA. RefSeq names its product equilibrative nucleotide transporter 8. NCBI's taxonomy places the organism in Eukaryota, Viridiplantae, Streptophyta, Magnoliopsida, Caryophyllales, Amaranthaceae. Gene Ontology annotation, biological process: nucleoside transmembrane transport. The record is from RefSeq and is a predicted model, not a curated record. Gene Ontology annotation, molecular function: nucleoside transmembrane transporter activity. Gene Ontology annotation, cellular component: plasma membrane. The coding region runs from base 1 to 1215 and encodes 404 amino acids. The transcript has 2 exons.